GAUUUGGGAAGUAAUCAAUCGGAUUGGUUGAAGAAGUUAGAAUCAAUGCAACAAGAGAGUGGAGAAGAUGAAGUUCCUCUAGUGAAGUUAGGAGAUGCAUCCAUUGCUUCACCUUUUACUUCUAAGAACAUGACCAUUGAUUCUUGUCUUUCCAUUGUCAGACAAGGCCGCUGUACUUUAGCAACAACUAUGCAGAUGUAUCAAAUUAUGGCUUUGAAUUGUCUAGUCUCUGCUUACAGUCUUUCUGUGUUGCUCUUACAAGGCGUGAAGUUUGGAGACAAACAAAUGUCAACUACAGGUUUUCUAUUUGCUAUAGUAUUCUUUUUGAUUUCGAGGUCGAAGCCUCUAAAGAAGUUAUCUAAAGAAAGACCUCCCAGUUCGAUAUUUUCAGCCUAUAUGUUUACUUCGAUGAUGGGACAGUUUAUGAUACAUACAGCAGCAUUGGUAUUGGCUACUUAUUUUGGAAAGAAGCAACUUCCCGUGGACUUUGUUGUCAACGUUGAUGAUACAUUUAGUCCCAAUAUAGUGAAUACGAUGGUAUUUUUAGUUUCUACUGCUCAACAAGUUGCCAUAUUUGCCAUCAACUAUCGUGGCUAUCCAUUCAUGGAAGGACUUUUUCAAAGACGUAGCUUGUGGAUAUCCUUAGCCGGUACAUUUGUUGCUGUCAUAUUAGCUGCUGCUGAAGUGAACUUGGAAUUGAAUGAAGCACUGGAGCUUGUCAAGUUUCCUAAUAGAGAAAUCAGAAUGGUCACUUUGCAGUUGAUUGUAUGGGAUACUGUUGUAGCUUUUAUUUUGGAUCGAAUAGCUUACAGAUUAUUGCGUGAAUAAAAUGUAACGAUGGAUUUCCAUAGAGAUGAGGAUUUUG
Messenger RNA from Galdieria sulphuraria, 865 nucleotides. RefSeq names its product calcium-transporting P-type ATPase. Bases 46 to 828 code for a protein of 260 amino acids. Gene Ontology annotation, cellular component: membrane. NCBI's taxonomy places the organism in Eukaryota, Rhodophyta, Bangiophyceae, Galdieriales, Galdieriaceae. The record is from RefSeq and is a predicted model, not a curated record. Gene Ontology annotation, molecular function: P-type transmembrane transporter activity. The transcript has a single exon.